Erpetoichthys calabaricus (reedfish) is the source of this 4984-nucleotide messenger RNA. RefSeq names its product gamma-aminobutyric acid type A receptor subunit alpha1 (gene gabra1). Gene Ontology annotation, molecular function: inhibitory extracellular ligand-gated monoatomic ion channel activity; transmitter-gated monoatomic ion channel activity involved in regulation of postsynaptic membrane potential; GABA-gated chloride ion channel activity. Gene Ontology annotation, biological process: chloride transport; nervous system process; gamma-aminobutyric acid signaling pathway. The coding region runs from base 991 to 2373 and encodes 460 amino acids. Lineage: Eukaryota; Metazoa; Chordata; Cladistia; Polypteriformes; Polypteridae. Gene Ontology annotation, cellular component: neuron projection; synapse; GABA-A receptor complex. The record is from RefSeq and is a predicted model, not a curated record. The transcript is spliced from 10 exons.
ACUAUUGCACUUGUAAGAUACGGCCUCAACGCUGCAAACGUUUCGCAUGCCUGCCAAUAAUUUAGUCGGCUUUGCUUAUUGCUAUUUCAAAUUCAAAUCUCCUUUUGACCGGAUCAUCAAGACAUCUGCAGUUAGAGGAUAUCUGGAUUGAGAAACAGGUUUUAAAAGAGAGGGAGAGGGAGAGGGAUAGGGGGAGACUGAGUGAGAGACAGAGACAGCGAGAGAAGGGGGAGAGAGAGAGAGAGAGAGAGAAAGAGAGAGAGAGAGAAAGAGAGAGAGGCAAUGAGAUGUCGAUAUUUUCUGAAAUAUAUGAAUAAGGUUUAUUACAUUUUUUUCCUCACAGUGUUAUAUUUCCGACCGAUCAUUUCAUUAUAGUUUUAAAUGAUACACGUGCUACUGAAUAUAUUUUGUAAAGGCGGCACAUCUCUUUUAUUGUAUAUUUUUAUUUGCACAACAUUACGCUCGAGCAUAAGAGAAAACAAACGAUAGCUGUUUGGGGGAAAUGUAAGCGGAUUUGAUUCAGCAGCAGUCGAAAAAGAGAUUAAGCCGACAGCAGUGCAAGUUAAAUUGCGCUGCCUCUAAAAAAUGGGCGGAUUGGUCUUUAGAUGAGAGAUUGGUACCACCUUCCAUUCUAAAAUAAAAUCUCCCUGGCAUGAAGUCACAGCCUAUUUCACAUCCGGUUUACCCAGGGACAUAAUACUAUUGUCUAGGUAAAGAAACGCUUUAUUUAGUCACAUUCCUUUUAUUUGGAGUAGAUUUUACGGUUAGAUUACCAAUUUGCAAAGAGACCAAGGGAGAGCUGCGCUCCCCACACCGAGGAAUACUAAACCGGACCCGAGCAAUACUCAGCGUCUCCAGCCUCUGCAACACGAGCCUCCAGAUCAAAUUCAUCUCAACACUAAUCCACCAGGAUAUUUCAUUCGCAUCCUUUCUCCGCUCUGAAUAUUUUGCCGAAAAAGAAAACCGCAGAAGAGAAAAUUUUACAGUUUCAUGGUAUCAGACCCAGCAAUGACGAGAGCUGCAUUUUUCAUCAGCUGCACGUGGGUAAGCCUUCUGAUAGUCAGUGUCCUCUGUGGAAAAAGUGGACAGAAAUCAAAUGUGGAGGAAAUGGUAGACAACACUACAGUAUUCACAAAGAUUCUGGACAGCUUAUUGGAUGGAUAUGACAAUCGACUUAGACCUGGGCUGGGAGAGCGUGUAACAGAAGUGAAGACCGAUAUCUUUGUUACGAGUUUUGGUCCCGUUUCAGAUCACGACAUGGAAUAUACAAUAGAUGUUUUCUUUCGACAAAGCUGGAAAGACGAACGAUUGAAAUUCACAGGGCCUAUGACUGUUCUUCGCCUAAAUAAUCUAAUGGCCAGUAAAAUAUGGACACCAGACACAUUUUUCCACAAUGGUAAAAAGUCAGUGGCUCACAAUAUGACCAUGCCAAAUAAGCUAUUGCGAAUUACUGAAGAUGGUACACUUCUUUAUACAAUGAGAUUAACUGUAAGGGCUGAAUGUCCCAUGCAUUUAGAAGACUUUCCUAUGGAUGCCCAUGCCUGUCCUCUGAAGUUUGGCAGUUAUGCUUACACUCGUGCUGAAGUUGUGUAUGAAUGGACUAGGGGGGCAGCUCAGUCUGUGGUUGUAGCAGAAGAUGGCUCACGAUUAAAUCAGUAUGACUUACUGGGACAAACAGUUGACUCUGGCAUUGUCCAGUCAAGCACAGGAGAAUAUGUUGUCAUGACCACACAUUUUCAUUUAAAGAGGAAGAUUGGUUACUUUGUCAUUCAGACAUACCUGCCCUGUAUAAUGACAGUGAUUUUGUCACAGGUGUCAUUUUGGCUCAAUAGAGAAUCUGUUCCUGCAAGAACUGUUUUUGGAGUCACAACUGUACUAACCAUGACCACCCUCAGCAUCAGUGCUAGGAACUCUCUGCCUAAGGUGGCCUAUGCUACAGCUAUGGACUGGUUCAUUGCAGUGUGUUACGCUUUUGUGUUCUCUGCUCUUAUUGAGUUUGCAACAGUAAAUUACUUCACAAAGCGAAGCUAUGCCUGGGAUGGGAAAAGCGUUGUUCCUGAAAAGCCAAAGAAGAAAAAAGAAUCACUCAUAAAGAAGAAUAACACAUAUGCUCCAACAGCAACAAACUAUGCCCCAAAUAUUGCCAGAGACCCAGGUUUGGCAACAAUUGCAAAAAGCGCUCCUCCCCCUGAUGCUAAAGAAGAACCCAAACCCAAACCUCCUGAGGCUAAAAAAACCUUUAACAGUGUGAGCAAAAUUGACCGGAUGUCCCGAAUAGCUUUCCCACUACUUUUUGGAACCUUCAACCUGGUCUACUGGGCAACAUAUUUAAACAGGGAGCCUCAGAUCAAAGGCUUAUUUCAACCUCACUAAGUUCACUUGUUUUAUGAAUGUCCAUUUAAAACAAAGAUGUGUUGACUUUUUAAGGAUGGUCCAGUUACUUGCUGCAUUGCUUCUGCCAUUGAAUUAUUAAUAAUAAAAAUAUUAACUAAAGUUUAUCUUCAGCAUUUAAAGGAGGAAUGGCACCCUCAGAAACAUUAAGCAAUGUGGUUAAGAUCCUAAAGAGGUUGUUAGGAAAGGUGUGCUGUUACUCUUAAAUUAUGCUAUCAUAGUAUAUAUUAAAGAGAAUAUUAAUCUACUUGUGCACACAACCUAACUAAUAUUAAGGAUUUUGUUGGUAUUGUUUUGCAUUGGACCAUUAACUUUUUAACACAUUUUAUUGGAAAAAAAACUAACGUGCGGUAGAUAUUUGCAUGGACUGGGAUUUUUUUUUCCAUUUAAUAUGUUAACAUUUUGGCUAUUAUGCCUAAAAAUGUCUGAUUUUUCAAUUCACAAAGCAUAGCUGAGUCAAUAAGUCAUAGAUUCUUCCAAAAUGCUAGAGAAACAGAGCUGCUUUUAUUUUACAUCUUUUUUUCCCUUUACAUCACUCAAGAUAGGGAUUCUGCAAUAGCAAUAAAUACAUGUCUCAGCGGAUACAUUUUAUUUCCGUCAGUAUUUAAAACAAAAAAAAAAAUAUAUAUAUAUAUAUAUGUUUUGUUUUAUCUUUACAGCAUUAUUCCUAUUGUUUGAUUGUAAAUAUUCUCUAGCAUUACUAAUGCUAAAAUUGAGUAAAGCUUUGCAAACUGUAAUGAAGCAGUAUAAAUAUUCUUAACCUGAGAAAGGCAGUAACAUUAAAUUUUUUAUUGAGAUACAAUGUUAAAGCGGUUGAUGCAGAAUGUACAAGUGUGUGUCACUUUGUGUAAAAUGGAGGCAAAUUUUCUUCCAGUAGACUUUUAAAUGCAAGUUUGUAAACUGUCCAGUGAUUAUAUGCACCCCACAACUCUGUAUUGGAAUAAGCGGGUUCAGAAAAUGGAUGUGUAUAUAAUAUAUAAUAAUAAAUAUAUACUAUAUAUAUAUAUGUCUUUAGAGCAAUGGGGAAGAAGAAUGUAUCCAUAACUUUUAAUGUAGGAAUGCUUUUUAUAUUUAGAAUUAAAUUAUUCUUAUUAUUUAAACUUGUUUCUGCUUUCUAUGGAAUUGAUCCUUUGGUAUUUGCAAACAAGUUAAAGAAAAUCAAAAGCCCUGAAAGUUUCGGUUGCACGGCAUGCACACUGCUGGCUGAGCAGCAGUGCCUUUUAUGGAAGUCCAUAUUGUUAGGAUUGCAAGAAAGCUAGAAUUAAAGAAGCAGUCAAACAAGAGCAUAUUAAAAUAUGUCCUUUUUUUGUCACUUUCAGCAGUUACAUUAUUAUACAAUACCAGCUACACUGCCUUCCGUCAUUAAAGAUGCAUUUUCAGUUGGUAACUAUCUGCUAAACUAGUGCUUGGCAAAACAAUGGAUCCAAGUACAUCCUGUAUUCUGUAUUCCUGCUUUUAUGUUGCAAGUAAAGUCCGUUAGUCCACAACUUGCUUCUUUUACUAUUUUCUGCUAAUAAAGUCAAAUUACUUAUUCAAAUUCCUGACUUGUCUUUAAAGCAUUCCCUUACACACAUUAUGUUAAUGUAGCAAUAUUUAAAUAGAAAGGGCUUUUUGCAGAUAAUGAACUUUUUUUCAAAGAGGUCAUUACUGUGGUAGCUUUAUGUCGACCUCAGACAAUGAAUUUCUGUAUAAUAUAUACUGUGUAAAAAUCCUCAAAGUCAGAGUGCAAUAUCAGAUUUAAGCUUUUCCGUUUUCUAUUUUUGUCGUUAUUUAGUUAGUUUUGUUCUUUACUCCAUGGCAGUGUGGUACUUUUGUAACCUGCUUGCAGCAUUUCAGUCGCAGUGAUCCAGGACCUGGAUCCUUUAGUAAGUUUCAUGCAUUUAAACUGGUCGCAUUGUCUAUCUGAAGCAGCAGUAGAGCUCUCGAUGGACCCAGACUACUUAAUCAGGCACUGCCACUCAGCAGUAAUGAAUCAGCCCAGGGACCUGUCAAGGUGAUGCAUACUUUCCCAGUAUGGCAAGUACUAGUUUUUCUACUGUUUUAUGCAAAUUUUGGCAAACAAGUCCAUAUAAAGCUGCACUAAGGAUGAAGACCCUUGAAGUAUUAUGUAUAAAUACAGAUGUAUAGAUCAACCUAUUAUAUUGACAUUUAUUAUUAUGGGUAUAAAUAUAUAUGUAUAAAUAUUUAAAAACGUUCACAUUAAAGAUUGUUUGUAUCUACCUAUUGAUAUGCAUUUUGCACAUUAGAUAUUUAAUUUACAUCCAAGUAGUCUGCUUCGUGCUAUGCAAGAACCACCUUGAGCCACUCUUUUCCUUUCUGUUCUUUUCUUGACCAUUGUGUUUAAAAGUAACCAGAUAUUGUAUAAAGCUGAACUCUUUACUAGAGGUGAUGUAUUCAAUUUAGCUUUUAUACAUUGUUUUGGUAUGUAUUUAUUAGCAUUAAUUAGUAUUCCUUUACUUAUGGUAUAUUUCAGUGGUAAAGGUUACUGCUACUUUUUUGGGGUUUUUGAGAAAUGACACUGAAUGUUUAUUGCACAGUGAUACAGAGACUUGGCAAUAAAAGGAAAAUAAAUAAAAUACAGUUUUAAAAUAAA